AUGCCGCAAGUUGAGAAGUGGGAAAUCCAGCUCUGUGCCUGCUUUGUUGCGGUCGCCUUGGCAAGCGAGUUCACGUCGCGGAGAUUGUUCCCCAAGCUUUCACGACAGCGGUGGCCCGCGCUUCCGUCUCGCACAAGACUGCUCAUUGUCCUACGCAUAGCCACUGCGCCAGCGAGUGCGUACUGCCUGGGGGCAUCUCUAAAAGUCCUGUCAUAUUCCGACGCCGCCAUCCUUCUAGAUCAGGAUGGCGUCCAGUCCUCAGCCAGGUCGACAUGGCUCCUCGCGGCUGCUAUGUGUACCUACGACCUGGUAAGGGCGUUCCCGCCUCGAUCGCAAGACGUGGUCCACCACGUGGGGUGGAUGGGCAUCACCUUUUGUUUGUACUGGUCUACCAUGAGCAUGGAUCCGGGCAUUACAAUACUGAUGAUCCGUAACGUGGCGGCGUGUAGCUUCUUCAGUCUCGGUCUCAGCGGGAUGGUGCAGCUGGCUCUGUUGCUUAUGGAAUAUCUAGGGCCCUGGACGCGACCUCCGCUGAGGAUGGCGCAGUGCUUCCGCGGACUAGUGUGGACGCUAGUGCUCAGCCGGCCAAUGUCGUGGGCGGUGUACAUUGUCACAUAUGAGGCGCUCUGGCGGAUCACGGCGACGCCGGCCGACUUUGCGGUCAUGGGUGUGCUUACCGUCGCGUUUCUCGGGCUGGUGGAUCUGCAUACGCGCUGGUCAAUAGGGUUGCUACGCAAGGAGUCGAAGCUGUGGAGCAACUAUCAAAACACACAGCUUGGUGACUCCGAUCUAGAGGUCCGCGCAUCCAGAGCCGGCAAGAUGAUUGUCCUGAUGACAUACUGGGUUGUUAUGGUCGCCGUGGCGAUUAUACUGUUAGUUCGUGCUACGGGUAUGCCGUGGAGGUCGCGAGAUGCUGCUGUGGUUUAA
Messenger RNA from Microdochium trichocladiopsis, 927 nucleotides. RefSeq lists its product as uncharacterized. The transcript has 2 exons. The coding region runs from base 1 to 927 and encodes 308 amino acids. Lineage: Eukaryota; Fungi; Ascomycota; Sordariomycetes; Xylariales; Microdochiaceae. The record is from RefSeq and is a predicted model, not a curated record.